AUGGCGCCCAAGAAGCGGCCAGCCGCCAGGAGUAGCAAGAAGACCAAAUCGGAGAGCUUGAAGUUUCUGCCCAGCCGAGCGGGCCACUGGACCGUGUCGCCGGAGACGGGCAAGCAACGGCGCGGGGCAUACAGCUUCGACCCUUCCAGCGGCUGCCUGAGCUGCGGCGAUGCGCCGGUGGGCCGCCUUCUGAUUUCCGCCCUGGGCGCCGCUGCGGCGUCGGACGCCGCCAAAGAGGUUGGCGCUUUCACCUGGCGAGUGGUGAGUGGGGAGAUCAUGGAGGAGAUUCAGAACAAGGAGAACGCGGGGGCCUUCUUUGUUCUGCCCUCGCAGAUGAACGCUGCGGAGUACCCAGACUGCAAGGAUGAUAACAUCGUUGUGGACGUGGACGACUAUAGGUACGACCACACCGCUGGGCCGCGGGGGCAACUGGCUGCGCAUCCGGCGGUGGGGCAGUUCCUGUUGGACAAUGCCAAGUCCAGCUUCGAGCCCAAGGGCUUGAACGCCCUGACGCGGCUGUUGCCCGCACUCAGCAAGGAGGCCGAGAGCGUGCCAGAGGGCCCGCGCCAGAUCCUCGAGAACUUCGAGCUGCAAAACGGCUACCUCGCGGUGCCUUCCAUGGACCUGAGCUCGGCCCAGGAGGGUCUCGUGUUGCGGGGCGCUGUGCGGGCGGCUUUGGCGAAGCAUCUGCCGAAGAUGCGCAGCCUCGCGGUGCUAGAGGCGCCGGCGCGAGGCCUGAGACCUAGCCUCACCUCCUGGUCCACCUGUCGGCACCGGGUGAACCUCGUCUAUGCCUCCGCAGUGCCAGUGAAUGCCUACAACAACGCCACCAGCUCAUCCCAGCAUGUGCUGCUGCAACGCGCCGUGGGCUCGCUGCUGCUGCGGGGCGCCUACUUCGGAGCGCUGCGCCUGGCGCUUGCGGAGGCCAAGAGGUCCAAGAAGAAGUCGAGGAUCUUCCUGCUGCCGUUGGGCGGCGGUGUCUUCAACAACCCCCGGAAGGACAUCGCCAAGGCCAUGGUGGAAGCCAUGCGCUUGGCGGGCAAGCAGUGCCGAGGGCAGCUGGAAGAGCUGUUGGACGUUCGCAUCCUGACCUGGAAGGGCAAACCUGAGGAAGCCACCAACUUCGAAGAGGAGCUGCAAGAGCUCGGGGAGACGCUCGCAAGCUGA
This is a messenger RNA of Effrenium voratum, 1167 nucleotides long. The record is from the annotation of a GenBank genome assembly. NCBI's taxonomy places the organism in Eukaryota, Dinophyceae, Suessiales, Symbiodiniaceae.